This is a messenger RNA of Brassica rapa (field mustard), 10765 nucleotides long. RefSeq names its product metalloendoproteinase 3-MMP. Gene Ontology annotation, molecular function: zinc ion binding; metalloendopeptidase activity. Gene Ontology annotation, cellular component: extracellular matrix. Gene Ontology annotation, biological process: extracellular matrix organization; collagen catabolic process; proteolysis. The record is from RefSeq and is a predicted model, not a curated record. Lineage: Eukaryota; Viridiplantae; Streptophyta; Magnoliopsida; Brassicales; Brassicaceae.
GAUUCCAGAUCGUCCUCAUGCUUUGCUGUUCCAUUAGGAUUCUUGUUUUCUUAAUGAAGAAACUCUUGAUUAGCUAUUUAAAAUGCAUACACAGGAUACUCCUUUCCAAAAGAAAAAAAAACAUGAAUCUGGACGCCCAAAAAUCAAAGCGUUCUACAAUUACCUUAUGUGCCUCGUCUCCACCGGUUGAAAACUUAUGACCAUCGCAAUAGUUAGACUCAAGGAUUGGAAAACUAAUAGUUGGCUUUUAAUUUAAGAAAAACUUUGGAACAAUGAAGACUGUAGACGUUACACAUGAGUAGUCGGAGUCGAUGUGAACCCAAGAGCCAUGGCGGACAGAAACAUAAACACUAAAGGGCCUGUUUGCAUACUUUGUAUAGGCCUUGUAAAUUUAUCAGAAACCCAAAAAAGCUCGAUACAAAGAUUCGUCUUUGUUAAUUUUUUUUAGGUGACAGGUGUUCUCAUUUGCCCCAUAAUCAAUGUUGAUGUGGCUUAAUAAGGAGAGAGACAAGCCAACUUUAUUGUAUAAGAUUGCAAUAGUUUAUUGUGUUUAGUAAGCGAUAUAACAUUGAUUUGCUAAAUGGCUAAAAUUACAAGUAUAAUGAUUUUGACGUAAUUAAAUUAAUAACAUUGAUUUUGACGUAAUUAAAUUAAUAACAUUUAAGGUGAAACCCAUUCGGUUAUACCCUUUAUUACAACAAGUAACCGGUGACAAAUAAAAUAGAAAUGACGUCGAUACUAACUUAUAUAACCCACAAUUUUAUAUGUUAUGUUCAUAAAAUAAAAUUGACAUUCAAAUUACUAUACCAUAUUGAUUCACAAAGUUUUGUACCAUAUCACCAAAAUAGUACAAGACAUCAUUCUUAUCACAACCUCUAGAUACUAAACCUUAUCCUAACCUCACCUCUAACCCUUAAAUAUUAAAGCUUAAAUCCUAAUCACUAAACUCUAAAUCCAAAUAUAAACCCUAAACUCAAAUAUAAUCCCUAAACCCAAAUAUAACCUCUAAACCUAAAUAGUAUGGAAUGUUUAUUAUUGUAUGGAAGAAGUUAAUGAUGACUUCAAUCUCAGUCCCACUUUCUAAAAUAUUAAACCUUAAAUUCUAAUCACUAAACCCUAAAUUCAAAUAUAAAAAUUUUCAGAUAUAUUAUGUACUCUUAAAUUAUAUUGUGUAAUAUUAAACUAUACAAUACAAAUCUUUCAUUGUAAUAAUCUAAUUUUAAAUAUAAAAUAUAAUCAUUAUAACUAGAAUUAUCCAUUGUAAUAAACUAAAGUAUUCUAUUCCAUAUCACCAAAAUAAUAUAGAACACAAACCCCAUUUCAACUCCUAAAUAAUAAAUCAUAUCCCAAUACCACCAACAACACCUAAAUACUAAACCCUAAACCUUAUUCACUAAACUCAAAUAUAAAUUUUAAAUCAAAAUAUAAACCGUAAACCCAAAUAGAACAUAACAAAAAAUAUAGUAUAGUAAAUCUUAAGUAUUAAACCUUAAAUCUUAUUUACUAAACCUAAAACCCAAAUAUAAACUCUAAAUCCAAAUAUAAAUCCUAAACUCAAAUAGAACGGAACAAAGUACAUAGUAUAUAUUGAUGAAAUUAUGAAAUGUUUAUGAUUGCAAGUAAGAAGUUAAUGUUUACCCCAACCUCCACAUACCAUAUACUCCCUCUAUUCCUAAUAGUAGAAUGUUUAGGUAGAAACAUAUAUAUUAAAAAAACUACUUUUUGUGUAGAAAGUAUCAUUAAAACUAUAAACUAAUGAUAUUCAACCAAUUAAAAAAUAAAUUAUUAAAAUAUGAUUGGGUACACAGUUUUUAAUAAAGUAAAAGUUACCUAGAAAAAUGAAAACAUCUUAUAUAUUGGAACAUCAAAAUUCUGUAAAACAUCCUACUUUAAGGAACAGAGGGAGUACUAAAUACUAAACCCUAACCCUAAUCAGUAGCCCUAAACCCAAAUAUAAACCUUAAAUACAAAUAUAACUCUAAAUCCAAAUAGAAUGAAACAAAAUAAAUAGUAUAGUAUAUAUUGGUGAAAUUAUGAAAUUAUCGAAAUAGUAUAGGACUCUUACUCUACCCACAACCUCUACAUAUUAGACACAAAUCCAAAUUUAAGUAGUAAACCACAAAUUGUAAACAUUGGUGAUUAGAUGAAAAAAAAAGAACAGAAAAGGAAGAAAAAAUGCAACUGGUAAGAAGAAGAAAGAGAAAAGAUAGAAUUGCUAUUAUUAUAGAAUAUACAUAGAAUAUCGGUUUGACUUUUUUUUGUUUGUUAGUUUGUGAAUUAUAAAAAAAUUGAACGUCAUAGGUGCAAUUUCCCUAUAAGAUAUCGUUUUACGUCAAAUAUAAACUAUGCUUUAAGCAUACCAACUAUUCAAUCUAAUAUUCAUAUAUAAUAAAGCAGUUUUCUCCCUUUUUGCAGAUUUCUUCUUUGAAAAUAUUAUGUUAGUUAACAUGUUCUUGAAAUUUUUUUUAAAGAACGGUAACAUUUUUUUUAAAGGCAUUUGAAAGGUCUGAUUCGAAAAAAAAAAGGUCUGAGUCGUUUAAAAGAAAAAUCGUUCAUGAUCUAUAAGAGUUCAUGAGAAGCAAAGUUUCAGGACCCUAACUAGAGUCAUGGAAGGUUCCAGUAAUGAUAAGCUGUCUCUUAUUCCUCAUUCAAUUUCAUUUUCAAUAGUUUAUUCUUCUUGGAUUAGGACGGUCCAACAUGGACAUUUAUAUCUACACAAAAUUUAAGACUAGUCUUCUCAAGUUCAUCAUUACACAUGGAUGACAUUUUGGGGCAUCUUAGGGUCCGAAUGGUGAUCGCGGAAUUGAUAAUAUUAGCGGGACAAAAUUUAAGUACGGUACAGUCCAACUGCGAUUCGUGCUGUUUACAGGACAAGUGCGGUUUAAAAAAAUUAGCGGUGCGGAAUUGUGUUGAUUGGUAAACAUGUAUAGUUUGCGGAAUUGAACAAUUCAAAAAACAAAUGUUAAACAAAAAUAUCAAUGAAAUCAAGUAUAAUUUAAAGUUAAAAUGCUCUAUUUACUGAUGUAAUUUUUUUUCUUAUUUAGAAAAUUUUAAUACCAAAAUUUAUCUGAAUUAAAAAUUUAAAUUACAUAUAUAUUAAAAAAAAUAUAAAUACAAAAAAAAAUAUUAUCGACUAUAAGUUUUCUUUAUUAACAGAAAUUUUAAAUACCAAAAUUUAUUUGAAAUAAAAUUUUACAUUUGUAUAUAUAUAUAUAUAAUUAAGUAAAAUACAAUAAAACAUUAUUGAUGAUUUUAUUUUAAAUACUUUUUGGGUAACUUUGAAGACCGUAUAAAAUAUUUAUUUUACAAAUUAUACUUAUUAAAUAUUUAGUUAUUACAAAAUUAAACAUAACUAAUAUUCAUUUUAUAAUAUAUAUUAUAUUUUAGAUAUUUGGUAUCUAUUUAGUUAUAGGUUUGGUAAUGUUAUUUUAGAUGUGAGAGGGUACACAAACUAUGUUAGGUAUUUUCUCAUAUAAUUAUAUCAACUAAUAAAAACAGUUUGAUAUCUACAGUUUAUUUUAAAACUAAUAGAAUAAUAGCAAAUCAUAAUGUAAUGGAAAAAAAUUCAAAAGAAGAAAAAAAAACAUAAAGAAAUAUGAUGUUAUUACAUUAUCUUUUUUUAUUAUUAUAUUAUCUUAUUAUGAUAUGAAAAUUAAAAUAAUGGUUUAUAAACUGAUUAUAUUAUAAUUAAGAUAGAUUAACACUAAUAAGGUAAACUUUUUCUAUAAAUUAAGUACAUUAGAAGGGGAUAACUUAUUAGUAAAUGAAGUAUAAUAUUAGUAUCCACAUAAUAUAUUGUAUUGCAAAUAAAUGAUUUUGUUGAAAAAGCUAGACACUGUUGCGUAAUUGAACAAAACCGCAUGAUAUUGCCUUCCUUGUAUUUUUCAUGUGCGUAUCAACAUUUUAUAGUGCAUUUUAGAGAAGUGCGGUUUUGACUUGUCUCUCUCCUAAUAUCGCACAUCAGAAAACAAAAAACAUGAUUGGUAACUGAACUGUGGUUUUCAGAAAACCGCUUUGAAUUCCGCUGUCACAUAUUCACCAAUCACUACCUUAAUAAUCUCAUUAUAAAAUUUGAACUUAAAGCCCAAAUUUGGUCUCGUAUAUGCAUGACAAAUCAAAAAGCUUUCCAAAUAGCAAAAUGUUUUAUUUUUCUUAGGAUUCGAAUGGUAACCGCACUUUUGAUAAUAUAAGCGGUGCAGAAUUAAUGUGCGGUGCAGAAUUAAUGUACGGUACGGUCCAACUGAUGUUCAUGCGGUUUAUGGUGUGGAUUUGAUAGAAAAAGUAGUGCGGAUUUGAUAGAAAAUAUAGUGCGGUUUUGAUCAAAAAUAAAGCAAUUUUGUAGAAAAAAUUAUAUAUUAUUGACAAAAACAAUGCAAAAUAAAUAUAUCAACAAAUAUAAAUAAAUAUAAAUAUUUUACAAUUUUGAUAUAUAAAUAUUAAAAAUAAAAUAAUUAUUAUUUUAAAUCAUGUAAUUCAAUUAAUUUUAGUUUUGAACAUUGUCACUAAAUUUAUUGAGUUUGACCUCUUUUUAAUAAUUUAAAGGGUUUAUCCGAAUACGGUUUUUAACACAAGCCGAAAACAAAUAAAAAGAUGUACAAACAUUAAAUUUAUUUUUAAAAAUGUUUAUAAAUAAUCACUUAUAGUUUUUAUAGUUAUCUUUUGUUACUUUUAUUUUUAUUAGUUUUAGAGAAAUUAUUUUUACAAAACUACACACCUAAAAUUUCAAGUGUCAAUGUGUAGUAUGUUAUUGGAAAAUCCGCUGCUUAUCACACACCUAAAAUUUCAAGUGCGGUAUUUUGUAGAAUGAACUAUUUUACAUGCCUACAACUCCAUGUGCGUAUUUCAUCAUGUUCCUAACAAAAACGCAAAUGCUUUUCGUUUAUUUUGUGAUUGGUGUGGCAUGUGCGUUUUUUAAAAUAACGCUUCACAAUACGCACCGCACAAGGUCGCCAAUCACUACCUUAGAGUCUGAAUGGUAACCGCGGUUUUGAUAAUAUAAGCGGUGCAGAUUUCAAGUGAGGUACGGUCCAACUGCGGUUCGUGCGGUUUGCGGAAUAAGUGCGGAAUCGAUAAAAAAAAGUAGUGCGGUUUUGAUAAAAGUAAUACGGUUAUGAUGUAAGAAAUAAUGUUAAAUAAAUUUACCAAUACAAUUAAAAAUUAUGUUUAGUUGUCUAGUGAUGAUGUCAUAAUAUAUUUAAUAUAGUUUUAGAUAUUACAUUUUAUUUGAAACAAAAAAAUCAUUUUUUAUAUAAAUAUAUACAUAUAUAUAUAAUACUUUUGAAAAAAAGUGAGAUAUUAAAAAUUGUUUGAAAUAAAAAUUCAAAUUUAUAUAACUAAGAAGGAGAACUCUUUAAUCUAAAAACUCAAUUUGGUUUCGGUUAAGUUUACUUGUUAUUGUACUAUAAUUUUUAUAAAUAUAUAAUAUAUACAUAUAUAUAUAUAUAUAUAUCUAUUUUUAAAUUAAAGUGAUACAAUUAUAACUAAAUAUAUUUUAUUAAUAUUUAAUAAACAUAAUAACUAGAUUAGUAUUAAUACUAUUAUCUUAUUUUCAGUUUAUGAAAUCAAAUUAUUUUAUUUUAGUUUAAUUUUUAUGUAUUAAUUAACCAUUUAGUUAAAGUAAUUUUAAUUUAGUCUAUUUAGUUUUCAAAAUAAGGAUUUUUUUUGUUUUUGUUAUAAUUAUAAAAAAAUAUCUUAAAAUAUGAUGUACAAUGGGUAUAUUUACAUCUGCCAACGUGGGUAUUUUAUAUUAUUAAAAUUAACUUUUUUUAAACAGUAACCAGUGCUGAAUUGCCAAAAACGCUGGGUAUAGAUUGUUAUGCGUUAUUGGACUAUGGUCUACUAACAGCUGCCAUUUUUUACUCCUGUUGCAUAUUUAAUGUUACUUUACUUUUAGAAACGCCUUUAUUUAAGCAAAAUGUUUGAUUGGUGUCUUAAAUGCGUUUUUCACAAAUCUACACUGAAUUCUGAGAUUACAUUGUUUCCAUUCAUAACCUUAAUUGCUAUUUUGGAUUUAUGACUUAUCACGUGUGUAAAUUAUAAUAUAUAGAGAUUCUAAAGUCAGAUUUCACAAUGAAAUAAUAAAUAAUUUUUGCUUCUAAUUUCUUUUGUACAAUUGAAGCAUAAAGUUUCAUAUUUCCGAAUUGUAUUUGUGGGUUUUAUGUAGUAGUACUGUACUCUUUUCACGUUCUUAAAUAUAUCUGUUUAUUCCAUAUUCAUGAAAAAAAAUUAGAAAUGUUCUUAAUAAAUGUUUAAGGCCCCAAAAUUUUCAGAUAUGGCCCUGGUAUUAUUCCACGAAUUACCACAUUCCACUUAAACGUUGCUCUCAAAAUAUGCACCGUACUCUUGUGUUUUCACUUAUCAGUGUGUCUGACCUAUUUUCGGUCGCAUGCGUCUAAAUAGAGAAGGAGAGAUAAAAGAGAGAGUUGAAUAUAUACACAGACUUGUUUUUUAUUUUGUUAACCCAUAUUAGAGAAUUAAGCCCAAUAAAGAAGAAAUAGGUUGUCCAUGAGAUAAGAAAGAAUGACUUGAACCUGUGGACGUCCUUUAGAUUUUCACUUGGUUUUGAGUUUCAGUGGUCAGCUUUGUACUUUACUUUCUCCUGGGCUGGUUUGAACAACAAAACAAAGGAGUCGACACUUGCGAUUCAGAACGUAUAAAUGUAUAUCAUUAGUGUUAUCUUUUAAAUUUCAUUAAACACGUUCAAUCUUUAGAAAUAGGACCGGAUUUGAAUUUUUCUUACACGAUUUUUUAAAAUGUCGCAUAUAAUAUAUUCACUAUGUUCCUAAAAGAACCAUAUUCUAGUUUUUUUACACAUUAUAAUAAAACACAUUAAAUUUGCAUAAUUUUUGUGUUUAUAUUCUUUCCACAAUUUUAAGCCAAUAAAAAAUCAAUUAGUGAAAUUAAAAUUUUUAAAUUUUGCAAUUAAUUAAUAAAACAUGCAUUGAAAAUAUAAAAAAUGAAUCUUUUAAAAAUAAUUUUUUUUACUCGUCCUCCAAACCUAUAUUGAUUGAUUUCUUUUUAUUUAAGUUCAUAUAUUCUUAAAAUGACUUUUUGGUAUGAAAAAAAAACAUUGAGGAUAUAAGCAGUUUUAUAAAUGAAUGCUAAUCUUUGGACGUUUAAAGAACUUGCAUAGUUUUUGAAAAUAUACUAGUAAGAAUAAUAGGAGAGUCUUCUCUAGCUAUACAGAUUAUUAAUCUCAUUGAACAAGAUUUUAAAAUUUGAAACUGUGUUUUAUCUCUUUAAAAUCUUGGGAUAAAUUACCCACACGUACAUAUCUAAUCCAUGACUUGUGGAUUAGUUAUAUUGAAAUCUAAACUCGAAUUAUCAAUAGCUUUGUAUCCCCAUUAGUCAUGUUAUUAGUGGCAAAAUUUCCAAAAUACAGAUUAUGUCACGUAGCAGAAUAUAGUAAUUUGUGUCUUUGUGAUAUUGAUAUCGGUACUCACUAUCCAAAGUCAGACUUAAUUUUUUACCAAAAGGUGAUAUCAAACUUAAACAUUGUAAGUAAUUUAUGUUGUCAACUCCUGAGAUGCAUAUUAAAAUCAGACGGUAAACUAACUACUACAAGGUGGAAAUAAUGUUUGCACUAACAUAAAAUAUUGGAAAAUAUAAGAGAUUGCAUAUGAUUAUAAGGUCGCUCAAAAUUAAUAAUUUCGUAAUUUCAUCUUCAUAUAUAAAGAUUUAAAUUUGAUUUUCCAAAUAACAAUACUUCUUGAAAGUAAAUUUUCAAUUCUUGGAUUUUCGAGUAUUAAUUGGAUAUUCAAAAAUAUGCUGUAUAAAUAUCUAGGACAUCGAAAACUCGUAAGUAUCUACGACAUUUCUCUCUCCCUUAUCCUCUCAUCCCUCUCUUCUACCCCCCUCAAAAACUCGCCUCUGCAUCUCCGGUGACCGGCGCGUGGCGGCUCCGUUAGCGCCACCGCCGGUCCCGUUAGCUUUCUUUUCUUUGUAUUGUGUAGAUCUUCGGUUUAGAUUCGUUUAGGGCUCGCAUCUGGGUUAGCGGGUGGUGUUUGUUCGAGGAGCUCGUGUUGGGUCAUGGUCUCCGUGGAGGUUGGGUGGCCUGUGGUUUAGGUCAGCUUCCGGUGUAGAUUGGUGGCUUUUUAUCGAGUUAUCUCUUCAGUCCUUUCAUAUUUUGGGUUGGUGAUGCGAUUGGUCUUGUUGUGUUUUAGCGGUGGUGUUGGGUUUGUCUGUUGUGUAAGUCAUCCUUGUUGGUGUUUUGUUUUAGCAUCGGUUAGUAUAUGGUUUGGCCAGUGUAGUUUUCGAUGUCGCUUUGCUUGGGUUGUGAACUGAUUUAGCAGAUUUAGUUUCCAAUGGUGGUGGGUUUAGUGAGUGCUUUCCUUCGGUUCUUCUGCCGUGAGUGACUCCGGAGAGUUCUGUUGGGCAAGGCUUCGAUUUCGAUGUUGUGUUAGUUGGACUUCUAUUUAGGGGAUAGUGGGCACUGGUGAGUGUGUCACACCCGUAUCCGAAGGUAGUGUUGAUCGAGGUGUGGUCCUGUGAUCCUCUUGUCGGGUUAUGAAGUCUUGAGGUUCUUGGGUUCUUGGACGUUAUAGGUCGUGGUGUCUUGGGUGCGAGAAGUGGAGGUUAUCGGGUGGCGAUCAAGGAUCAGCAGCGAUAAUUCCCGUUCAUUAGCCUCCGUCAAGUUCUAAAAUUUGCUAAGUUGGUUGCUUAAUUCCCAGGUAGGAUAGUAAUCGUUUUACUUUGGUUAGUUUGGUUUUCAACUUUUGUCUUGUGUUUGUAAGUUACCCCUGUGUGGGUUCUAGCUGGCGCCUACAUGUGGGCUUAUGUGUAUGUUCUAACUGCUGCCUCCUGUAGGCUUAUUCGUCUGGGGAAUGUUCGAUUAUCUGUCAGCUCUCUUGUAACAAAACUAGUACUUUUCAUUGGAAUGAAUUUUAAUUUGUGAAAAAAAAAAAUUAUAUAUCUAGGACAUCUGUCCAUUCUCUUGCUCAAGACCCAACCAUAUGUUACAGACAUCGGUCAAGGCAAUAAUAUAUGUCAGACGGUCUGACUCAGACCUAUUGCGAAGAUUGCAUGACAAAUCAUCUCAUUUCACGUGUAAGGCGGAGAUUGUACGUUGAUUUUUCAGACCAAUAAACAAAUAUCUCAUGAGUGUUUCAGAAUUCAACUAUUAAUAUAUCCAGAAAACGACACCAUUUAGUAGCAGUCUAGCAGCCUCUUGUUGGUCUUUUAUUUCUUCAUAUGAAACCUUCGAACGUGCCGAAGACCGAGGAAGUUUCCAUUUGAAUAAUUCAGCCUUUUCAACCAAGAAAAUUCGCCAAACGCAAACAAUGCCUCAGCUUUCACCAAAUCAAAGUCGCAAAAUCUUCCUAUGAUCUUCUUUUCAAAACUAUUACAAAUCAGCUUCAAACGAUUCUACCCAUUUUAGCUUAUAUAUAGCCCCUCUCUCUAAUCUAAAUCCCAACAUUACAAUGAUAAGGUUUUGCGUUUUUGGCGCUUUCUUGUUGUACCUAGUUGCUUCUCCCGUUUCCGCCGGUUUCUACCCCAACGGCUCAGCUAUUCCGCCGGAUCUCCGCCGUAACAUCACAGACAACGCAUGGAACGCAUUCUUGAAUUUCACCGGCUGCCAUGCUGGCAUGAAAGUCGACGGCCUUUACAAGAUUAAACAAUACUUCCAACAUUUCGGUUACAUCCCCCUAACUCUCCCCGGAAACUUCACCGACGACUUCGACGAUAUCCUCAAGAGUGCCGUCGAGAUGUACCAACGGAACUUCAAGCUAAACAUCACCGGAGAACUCGACGAGCUCACUCUUCAACACGUCGUGAUCCCGCGCUGCGGCGUUCCCGACGUCGUCAACGGCACCUCGACUAUGCUUAGCGGCGGUGGAAGAAGAAGGACCUACGAGGUCUCCUUUUCGGGGAGGAGCCAACGUUUCCACGCGGUCAAACGCUACUCUUUCUUCCCCGGAGAGCCGCGGUGGCCGGAGCGCCGCAGAAACCUAACCUACGCGUUCGACCCAAGAAACGCGUUGACCGAGGAGGUCAAGAGCGUGUUCUCACGCGCGUUCGUUCGCUGGGCGGAGGUGAUACCUCUGACUUUCAGGCGCGUCGAAAGCUUCUCAACCUCCGACAUCAGCAUCGGAUUCUACACCGGAGAACACGGCGACCGUGAACCGUUCGACGGCUUCAUGGGAACCUUAGCGCAUGCGUUCUCGCCGCCGAACGGACAUUUCCACCUUGACGGCGCCGAGAAUUGGAUAGUCUCCGGCGAAGGCGGCGACGGGUUUCUCACGGAGAGGGCGGCUGUCGAUCUUGAGUCGGUGGCUGUUCAUGAGAUAGGACAUCUUCUAGGGUUAGGACAUUCCUCGGUUCAAGACUCUAUCAUGUUUCCGACCAUCACGACAGGGAGGCGUAAGGUUGAUUUGCAUAGCGAUGACGUGGAAGGUGUUCAGUAUUUGUAUGGUUCGAAUCCUAACUUCAACGGGUCUAGAACUCCAACACCGGCCACUGAACAACGAGACACUGGCAGUGGCAACUCCGGUGCUGCUGGGAGGAUCGACGGUUAUAGUUCGGUUUUGACUAGUCUAUUGAUGUCCACCGUUGGAUUGUUGAUGUAUAUUCUGUAGAUAAUUAAUCUCUUACAUGAUUUGGUUAGAUAAUUAGUUUGCAUAUACGAUUUAUUAUUUAAAGUUUUUUUUCAUUUUCAUAUAUAUAUUUUCUCUUACUUAGAGGUUGGUUCUUCAUUCAUGCAUUGUUUCUAUUUUUGUACAUUGUUUUGAUACUAAUUAAGAAAGAUUAAGAUGAUAUUUAUGAAUUA